UUCGUAGAGAUCAUAACGUUAUUAAGAUUUUUAUUUAAUAUAUUCGAUUUCGUUUUUCAAUAAACUUCAUUGAAAUACAUUAUAGGGAAUGUUGAAGUUUGAAAUAGUGUCUUCUCGGACGGUGGAGGGCGUCGACAAGGAGAAAAAAUAUGUAGCGUAUAUGUUACAAGUUAGACAGGAUGCUACCGAGUCACGAGUUUUCGAUCCAGACCCAGCGAAUGUAGAGAGAAGAUACACCCACUUUCUCGAUUUGUACAAUGGCUUGAAGAAAGAAUAUCCAGCAUUAUUAAAUACCAUUUCAUUUCCGCGGAAGAUAGUUGUUGGCAACUUUGAUCCAAAUUUAAUAUCAACUAGAUGUGCUGCAUUUGAGUCAUUACUAAAUUUAAUAGCAAAUGAGUCACGCCUGAGGGAUGCCCCCGCAGCUAUUGCAUUCUUUCAGGAUAUAGAAUUAAAAGAAGCAAGAAAAUUAAUUGAUGAUGGGAAAUUUGACCAAGCUUUAUCUUUAUUAGAAACAAGCUUUAAAUUAUUAAAUAAGGUGUACACAGAUAGAUCUCGAGUAGUCUUAAGUGUUCUAUGCAGAAUAGUGGCAUGUGCAGGAUCCAGUGGUGGAGCCUUGGCGGGUCCUGUGGAAAAAUGGGCUCAAUUAGCACUCAGACGAUAUGAAGCAGUCAGUGACUCUGACUUACUGCUCAUUUAUAUACCACUUUUGCACACAUGCAUUUCUAUAUGGGAAACCCUGGGUCGUGAUAAGGCAAGGCUGGUUGAAGAGUUGAACUCACUACGUAAAAAGGGAAUGAAAGUUGAUUCUGUGCCGAGCCUGAUGGAAGCUGUAGACAGUUUGGAUGCAACCAUUUAAUAUUAUCUUAAGAGAUACAGUGCUUUAACAAAUUAGAAAUAGUUUUUAGAAGACCACAUUGAAUAUGAUAAUAUUUCAUAUUAUUUUAGCAUGUUAUUUUUUAGUCAAGUAUAUUUAUUCAGACUAGUAUUUUGUUAAUUUAAAUCAUGUUAGCUAUCUAGUUUAAGUAUAAAAAUCGACUAAUAUUAUUAUAGUGUUAGUAGACCUUCAGUUUAUUUGUACCUGCAUUUUUUUUUAAUAUUUUAUUUUGACUUAUUUAUUAUUAGAUAUUUAAUUACGACAUUUUUACCGAAAACGAUUUAGACCAUGAUAGAUCUGCAAUCAGCAAUUUUAUUUCUUACUUAUUCUUACCUAAGAUAAUAUUAUAAUGUAAGCAUUUUAAUGAUUUAAUUAUUAGUCAAUGUUAUACUUUAAUUAAUAAUGUUCAAUAGUUUUUAAUUACAUACUAUGUGUUAUAAUUUUUUUGUGAUAAAAUUAAACACACAAUAUUGCAUGUCGCUUGUCUGUACAUUUUGUACUUUGGUAUAGCUAGAAAUAGUGCUAUUGAUCUUGCGGAUAGAUAGAUAUCUAAUGGAAUAGGAAUUUUAUUUUAUUGUUUUUGUGUAAAAUUAAUAAUAUGAAAAGUUUAUUCUAGGUUAUUCAAAGUUAACCUAUUUCAGAGUAAAUUUGAAUGAAACUUGUACUUUCUUGAUAUUAAGUCAUCGUAAUUUUACGAUUAUUAUUUUAUUUCACUAUAAACAGAUUUUGAAACUGAACCCAGGAAUUGAGAAUGUUUACUGAUAGGCUGUUCACUUUUGCGAAUCCAAACCAAAUGAUAAACGAAUAAUACUCUGUCUAUAAUAUUAUUAUUAUUAUAGUUUGGAUUUGCAAAAGUUAGUACAGAUACCUAUAUUUUGAGUUAUAGAGUAUCCAAUAUUUUAUAUAUGAAUAAUAGUAAACAUUUAACAAUUAAUGUUGAAUAAUUACUAUGCUUACUUAUGGUCAAUAAUCCAUUCAGUAUUAUUUUUAUGAUAGCAUUCUUUCAAUAACCUGUCCUAACAUUGAUUUUUCCAAAUAUAUAUUUUUUAAGAAUUUAAAAUGGUAAUUCUUUAAUAAAAAAAUUAUCAUUUAAAAUUUUUAAAUCAUAUACUGAUGUCGCAUUGUGUCUCGAUAUGCAAUAUUGUUCUAAAUAGAUAUGAUUUUAAGUAGACAGCUUGGAACUCGUUAAAAAUGGUUACUUGUUCACUUGUCAUUAUUAUUUGAAUUAUAUAGUUUAUAUAUAUGAAUAACAGAUGGCGUUACUGUCUCAACCCAAGCAUUGAAUUAAAUUUUAUAGUAGAUUUUUUUAUGGAUUGGCUGCUAUUUCAUGCCUUGCUCAUUUCUUUACAUGAUUUUAAAAUUUACGACUUUUUAUAAGGCUAUUAAUAUGUUACGCAUUAUGUAUUAAGCAGCUAGAUCAAAUAAAUCGCCUAAAAAUAAAAUGUGCCUAACUUAGUAUUAAAUUGGAUCGGAGCAUAAUUAUUAAAUUGUGAUAUUUGCUGGUCUCUUAUUGUAUAUAACAUUUUACAAAACUUGAUAUUCGUUCGUAGAAGGAUGUUUAGUGAACUGUGAUUUUAUUUACAUUGAAAAUUUUAAUAUAGUGCUUGCAAUAAACAGUAAUGUUGGUUCUAAACAACUCAAUUAUACGUUAAGUCCUCGUCUUAUUAACAAAUCGAAAAAAAAAAACAAUAGUAUACACAAUUAACGGCUAUUAAAAAGUAUUUUUUGUUUGAUCUUAUCGUAAAACGUUUUUUUUUCGAAUACGUCAAUUGAUCAUGUAAUAGUGAGAAUAUUUUUAUUGUAAUGUUGUAACCAUAAACAAUAUAAUAUUUUGAUUCCUUCUACAGCUGUCAAAUUCAACAUGAACGAAAAUGCGAAAGAUAAAGCGAUCGUGCUGCCAGUUUUUGUCUACGAACGUACAGAUUAAUUAAAAAUGUAUUUUUGAAUCAAAAAAUAAAUAAAUAAACAGCAAUAGUACGUAAUUAACCCCAUUGUUGGUCAAAGGAAAUCUUUCCUGCUAAAAAGUAUUUAGAUGCAAUUCGACCACACUGCUACGGUGCGGAUUGGUUCGUUCGUGGACAAAGUGAAUGAAGUGAAGAGGUCUGUCUAAUUUCUGGUCAGUCUGAUCUUUAUGUUCGUAGUUUUAAUAAAACUUCGUCAUGUUCGGUGAUAUUGGAAAAACAAUAAAUAUAGAGUUAGUUAUAAAAAUGCAUUCAAUAUAAGAUUAUCUAGUCUAGUGAUAAUUAUGUAUUUCAACUUAGUGAUUUGCUUGAUAAGUAUUUAAUUCGUAAAACUGAUUUAUAUUACAUAGCUUUGUUUAAAAUAUCUCAAGAUAGCCGAAAUAGUUGCUUGCGGGUUAAAAAAACCUACCGAAAUCCACAACAGGGGUGAUUUAAUUUGGCAAUUGGAUAUUUUUCAUAUUAUUCAUAGGUUUUGAAUAGACUCAAAACAAAACACCAAAUUUUAAUGUAUACAUAUUUGUUAUACAGAAUCGUUUAUUUAAAAAUGAAUGUUUCUUCGACAUUUGCGUGAUUUCAUUUGAGUGAUGUGUGUAUUUUAAUGGAUUCUUGUUUACAAAGAAAGAAGGAGGCAUUGCAAUGUAUGAUAAUUGCCAAGAAAGCUAGUUUUAAAUUAAUAUCAACUAAAAUGAGCCUUUACUUGCUUUAAAACCAUAGUGUAAGAUAGAUCGCUAAAUACAAUAGUUUAAAGUAUUGGUAUUACUUUUUGUCUAUGCCUUUCAACAAAUUAACUUAAUAUUCUGUCACUAAUGUAGGCUUUCGCUUUUUUAUUUUCUAUUGUACGAUGAAAGUAAAUAUUAAAUGUUAAGUAUAUUAUUUACAUCUUCAAAUAAUGUAUUACGUUUUUAACUCUUAUAUUUAUACCCGAUAGUUUUAUCAUUAUAAUCU
Messenger RNA from Vanessa atalanta (red admiral), 3780 nucleotides. RefSeq names its product sorting nexin-21 (gene Snx21). Gene Ontology annotation, cellular component: early endosome membrane. The transcript is spliced from 4 exons. Gene Ontology annotation, molecular function: phosphatidylinositol phosphate binding. The record is from RefSeq and is a predicted model, not a curated record. Gene Ontology annotation, biological process: protein transport. Bases 89 to 856 code for a protein of 255 amino acids. NCBI's taxonomy places the organism in Eukaryota, Metazoa, Arthropoda, Insecta, Lepidoptera, Nymphalidae.